CAACUCUCCACUUCAGAACCAGAACCAGAACAACUCUUGACUUGACCCCACAAGCAGACUUUGAUAAACAUAUAUCAUAUCUAUCAUAUUAGUAUCAACUUCAUUCGAACAGCCCUAUCAGGAUGGUGUCUUCCGGCAUUAUCUUCGACUUUCCACAGGGUCCGGCCAUGGAGAGAUCUGGUACACCGCCGCCUCGGCCAGAGCCUCGUCCGCCGACCCCAGUUACCCCAUUUCCAAAGCCCGCUUUCCGAGAUGCGGCUCCAUUGUUGGAGGGACCCGGUACACAGCCACCGCAACCAGCUCCUCGUCCGCCGACUCCAAUUCCACCGCUUUCUGACAAGAGUGGUGGUCAAGAUGCGGCUCCGUUGAUGGACGGACCUGGUACACCGCCACCUCAGCCAGGUCCUCGUCCUCCUACCCCGCGCCCACCGAUCUCUGAGGAGCAUGGUCGAGAUGCUGCUCCAUUCAUCAAGCGAUACGAUACACCUCCUCUGGCCACGCCCACACCCGAUCCGGGUCCGCCUGAUGCGCCGCCGCGGCCAGACGAUGUGGCAAUCAGUGACACCGACAAGGGGAAAUUGACCGGGGCCAUAAUCCGUGCUACCUCGGAGCCAUGGGAGUGA
Molecule: messenger RNA, 623 nt
Organism: Exophiala dermatitidis NIH/UT8656
Lineage: Eukaryota; Fungi; Ascomycota; Eurotiomycetes; Chaetothyriales; Herpotrichiellaceae
Exons: 3
Coding region: 123-623 (166 amino acids)
Source: RefSeq, a predicted model, not a curated record